CAAGGUCACUGUCACGGUAGAUAGAGAGAUAAACCGAGAUCCAGAGAAAGAGAGAGAGAGAGAUAGAGAGAGAGAGAGAGAGGAUCUAUACGGUACAACCUUUGGACUGAAUAAAACACAGGGACUCUUGGAGUUGUAUCACAUCCGUGCGUGUGUGACUUUCUCACCCCCUCUCCUUCCCUCCACCCUCUUCCUGACCUUAAUCAAGAGAACCGGAGCUCCCUUCCCAUUUCCUCCUUUUUCAUCUCCUCUCCCUUCCUACUUCCUCCUUUCUCAUCUCCUCUCCCUUCCUACUUCCUCCUUUCUCAUCUCCUCUCCCUUUCUUCCUCCUCUUUCUGUCCUUUUUGUAUGUUGUCUCUUAGUUCCUGAUUUUUGAAGUUUUUGAGUUUUUUUUUUCAUGUGAAGCUUUUAAUAUUACGGCUCUGAUAUCUAUCAUUCACUCCCCGAAAUACUGAAUAAAUAUACUUUUAUCUUACGUUUUUUUUCGCUCUCUCUUCCAGCCCCUCUUCCAUAUGGUCUAAAGAAUCGCUCACUAAAACCUCAUAUCUAGAGUUCUUGGGGUCUUGCCAGCCUUAGCGUUAAUAACUUAGUGCCUCUUUCGUUAUCAAUUAUCGGCUGUUUUCGUUAUACACUUCACAUUCUUUGAGAGAUAAAAGUUUCAUUAAUAUCAGUGUCUUCGUAUUUCCACUUAAUUGAUUUCAAAGGGCUGUUAAUUGCGUCUGAUUAUCAAGGAUUUCCUGCUUCCUAGACAACACAAAUCAAAAGGAAUUGUUAAACACAUCCGUGAAUGUCUCAUUGCGUGUCUUCUGUUUUCUUCGUCCCUCUGAUUACAUUAAUGUGUUGAUUCACCUAUUGUCUUUUCAUGUAUACAAGUAAUUAUAAGAUAAUUUAGUGUUUAUAUCCUAGCUCCCUACAUUUAUUUUUGUUCGUUUUCCUUACCACGGUUCCCUUUCCUUCAAACUUUUUUCCUCUAUCUUUCCAAGUCAUGACUUUUUAACCUCCCUAUUUGUUUAUCCGCCGUUUAUCCCUUCCUGCUCUGCGAUCCUCGUCGAAUCUCUCCUCCUUCGUCUCUGCCACUUUACCCUGUAGCAUCCAUCCUCGCCUCUCCAUCUCUGCUCCCCAAACACCCACACGCCACCUGCAACUACUUCCCCUCCCCUUCUCAUAACUCCCCCCUCCCUUGCCCCUUAUUCUCCCCCCUCCCCUUUCCCUCCCCCUUCCCUCUCUCCCUCCUCCUCCCUCCCCAUAUCCCUUACCCACUCCUCCCUCUCCUUCCCUCACAGAGACGAAGAAGAGCCCUGCCAAAUUACAGCCAGUCUCUCCGAGUGCAGGAGUGGAUCUCCCGUGACGUCAUGUGAUACGAGAACGGGCCAGGAUGGGAUGCAAAGGAUCCAAGUCCAAGAAAAACGCCUACGCAAGGGUUGCCCAGUACCAGAAAGAGUCGUGGGCCGCAGAGCGCGCAGUGUGCCGCCCCCCUGAGCCCCUAGACUGGGGGUUGGCGCCCCCCCACUGCAUCACCCCCGCCACGCUCCACAACCUCCUGACGGAUGGCUUCUACGCGCCUUACGCCGCCAACCCGCGCUAUCUCCUAGUGGCGGACUGCCGCGCCCCCCGCGCCUUUACGCGGCGGCGUCUGGCGACGGCGCGCUGGCAUGGCGCGCUGCACACGGCGCCGCCCCCGAACCUUGUCAACACCAUCGUCCUGUACGACGACCGGCCGCGCUCGGGGCCCCCCGCGCCCGGCGACACGGACCCCCUCGCCACCAUCUACCACGACCUCCGGCGUCAGAAGCUCGACCCGUUGGUUCUGCUUGGCGGCUGGUCGGUGCUGGAGGCCACGUGCCCGCACCUCCUCGAGGGGGGAGACGACCCCCCCACCCCUGAUCCCAUGCCCUGGUACCCGGCGCAGAUCCUGCCUGGCCUGCUCUACCUGGGCCAUGCGGAGAUGGCCACCGACCCGAGGGUGCUGUCGGCGCUGCGGGUGACGCACGUGGUGGACGUGACGGAGAGCCUGCCUCCGCGGGUGCUGCCCUCCAUGAACUACCUGGUCGUCCCGGUGCCCGAGGAAGAGGAGGAGCCAGAGCAGAGGACGCCCUCGUCCAACGGCAAGGACAAGGGAACCAACAACAACAACAAUAACAACAACAACAAGCGGAGCAGCAGCAACAACGGCACCGACCUCAUCACAUCCCUUCCGACCAUCCUGGCCUUCGUCGGCGAGGCGCGCACGUACGGCGGCUGCGUACUCGUCCACUGCGACCAGGGCCUGACCCGCGCCGCCGCCGUCGUCAUGGGCAUCCUCAUGUCGGAGCGGCGCUGCACCCUCGAGGACGCCUUCUACUACGUGAAGGGCGCGCGGUCGGCCGUCCACCCGCACCCGGGCCUCCUGCACCAGCUCGCCAAGCACGAGACCGUCCUGUUCGGCGCGUCUCUCACGCAGGUGGAGGAACUCUUUUGACCUGCGCCCUCCCGAACCCGCAGAGCCCCCAGGCGACGACCGCCUCCGCGACCGGGCCUCCGACGACGAUUUUCAUGACGAUUUAUGUUACGUAGAGACUUUUAUACGGACAUUUACCUGAAGUCAAGCUCCAGUUACGAGAGUAGCGUGCACAUAUCGGCAGAAUCCUGCAGCCUUUUGAACUCCCUUGUCGCCACGGCCUUGGCAUGACUUGUACGAGUCGAUGACGUCUGCAACAAUGGCGCAACGGAGAUGGUACUUUGCUUCGUUGCACAUCCAGUGUCCUUUGUGAUGUCUCGUAUCAUACAUUUUGGGAAGCACCAAACUUUUUGGGAAAAAAAUUUGGUCAUUCUUAGUGCAGCGUUGGGCGCUUAUGACGUCAUGCAAUUUUGAGUGCGUCUACUUACGUACACCCAGUGACGUCAUAGUGAGAAUGGCCCUUUUGUAAUCGACCAUCCGGCGCUGAUGGUUAGUCGACUGUCUUUCAGAUUCUCUAAACAGACUUUCAUGUUGUUAGAAAUGAGAAACGAAAAAGAAAAGAGGAGGCGGAGGAUGAGGAUGUAAAUACCAUGAACCAAUAGCAACACAGGUUCGUCGACCACGUAGUCUUUUUAGAGGAUCAGGUAGCGUAGUACAGGCCUCCCUUAGGGUUGACAUAGGCCUACAUAGAUCGACAUCGUCAACAUAGCUAAUCCAGAGAGUGAUUUUUUCAGAAUUUUUCGCUAUUAUUACGCUUUGUGACGACGCUGUAUGAUUUCCCCGCCAGUUUUCACGAUUCUUAAGUAGAAAAUCUUUAUGACCUUAAUUGUCGUAAGCUGCUUAUGUAAACUCUGUGAUCUUCUAAAAAAUCUGCCGACUGAAAAAAAAAGGAAAAUGCAUUGCUUCUUUUAUAUGAUAAACCCUCGCAUAUCGAGCUUUACAUAAAAAAAGUUAUUCAAACACGGUGGAAAUAAUGAAAGAUGGAUUUAUCCGAAUCUAAAACAAAACUAAUAGUAAAGAAAAGGAUAGAAUAAUAUCCCUCACCCAAAAGUAAACGUGCUUUACAUAAUGGCAAGAUUUUUUGUCUCUUAAAGAAGGAGAAAAAGUCUUUAAACACAAGUAGGAAAAGAGAAAGAUAAGGAAUACAAAAAUAUUAGCAUUGUUCAGCCAUUAGCAUUAGCUAUAAAGCUGCAUAAAUUUCCUAUAAUGAAUAUAAGAAAAUAACAGAAAAAUGAAUCUUUUAUGAUGAUAAUAAUAUCAUUCAUAAUGAUGAUAAGAAUAAUCAAGAGGAUAAUGAUGAUGAUAAUAAUGAUUACAAUAAUAAUCAUCACAACAACAACACCAACAAUAAUCGUAACGAUAAUAGUGAAAAAUGAUAAUGAUAAUAAUAAAGAUAACAGUAAAAAGAUAAUAAUGUUCAUGAGGAUGAUGAUAUCGAUAAUAAAAAGAGUGUUUUGACAAUCACGUCGUAAACAUCUCACGUGAUUUUCCUCUUGUGUUCCCUUGGGUGAGGGAACAAAUCUGACCCCGUUUUAACCAACAGACACAUAAACGAGGGUAAAAGCGAGCCAAAAUCUGAUUGUCAGAGUGUAGGUAAUGAAGACCAUAGCAUUAGAUAGAUAUAAACUUAACUGGUCGUUCAGCCAUCAAUUUGUCCAUAAAUGUGAAAAUCCUAUGAAUAUCUGCAUUUUCAUCGACCUUAUAAUCUUUUAGAUAUGCGCUCAUAGUGAUGUACAAUAGGCUUACAUUCACCUUUUUUCUACAAUGAUUUAUAGAUCACAACUAGUCAUUGCCGUACGAGUGCUAGAACAGAUAGGUAGCUGUCUGGUUAAUUAAUCAAUGUAUCCAAACACAGAAAUCAAACAUAUUGCAUUCGGCAGUGCUGCAAAGGGGAUGCCGCAGUGAUACAAACAGCAUGGCAUCUAUCCGCUGAGCAAACUUUGGUACGAAUUAGCGUAUGAUUUCGUCUGAGAACACUCUUGGAACUAGCGAAACGGGAGAGCAAUUCCAUGCUUGGGAACGGGUUCAAAGCGGAUAUUUCCUGAUCGGCGUUAUGCAACACGAACCUGGUUACGUGCACGACAAUGGUUAGCAAAACAUGGAUUUUUUUUCUUUUUUUUUAUUAUAAGACUUCAAGGAUUUGCACUAUCGUAGGGUGUCUGAUGAGCUACUGUUGAGGGCCGAUGAGUGUGCAUUGCCUAAAAGCCAUCGUCAUUUGCGUCUAUUCGGUGUUAUAAGACUUUUCUUGCAUUUCUAUGGACCUCUCACACCUGCUGACUACCUAAGAUGAGGAGAGUUCCCUGGAGAGAAAGAGAGAGAGAAAGAGAGAGAGAGAGAGAGAGAGAGAGAGAGAGAGAGAGAGAGAGUGUGUGAGAGAGAGAGAGAGAGAGAGAGAGAGAGAGAGCAGAUGAUAGGAACAGCAAAAUAGGUCACGCUAUAAUACACACUGAUAAUCUGGAUUGUUCAGUGGCACAUUUGAAUCAAUACUUGCAGUCCAGACUAAUAAAAAAAAAGUAAAAAAAAGAAAAAGAUAAUAAUAUGUAAAUAGCUUUUUUUUGUUCGAUCUAUUGUUUCGUUUCGUUAAUCUUCACCCGCAUCAGUAGAUGGCAUAUUUCGUGUCAUUUUGUAUCAGGGAGAAAGAAGGCAUUAUAUAACCUCAAGCUAAACCCUAACAUUCCCUAUUCGAUUAACACAUUAUUUCCAUGAUUUUGAGCUUCCCACGUUUAAUUAAAGAAAGAGCUUUUAGUCUUCUUUUCAAGAAAAAAAAAGAAAAAAAAGAAAAAAAAAAGAAUAAGGUGAAGAGAAUAAGAGAUAGGAAAGAAGCUUGAGGUUAUAGGCAACGAGAGAAUGAAAACACUCCCUGAGGUGUAGGGUGCUGAGAGGCAGAGAAACGUCUUUGUGAUGUGCCGUAUACUCUACAUAGCGCCCACUCGCACGCACACGCGCCAACAUAAAUACACACAUGUUGAA
Penaeus indicus is the source of this 5407-nucleotide messenger RNA. RefSeq lists its product as uncharacterized. The transcript has 2 exons. Gene Ontology annotation, biological process: protein dephosphorylation; negative regulation of MAPK cascade. The record is from RefSeq and is a predicted model, not a curated record. Gene Ontology annotation, molecular function: MAP kinase tyrosine phosphatase activity; protein tyrosine/threonine phosphatase activity; MAP kinase tyrosine/serine/threonine phosphatase activity. Bases 1376 to 2458 code for a protein of 360 amino acids. Lineage: Eukaryota; Metazoa; Arthropoda; Malacostraca; Decapoda; Penaeidae. Gene Ontology annotation, cellular component: cytoplasm.